UGAUGGUGAUUUUUUUCAUCUUAGAUGUUGUGCUCAUAUCAUUAAUUUGGUAGUACAAGAUGGGUUGAAAGAUAUUGAUAAUGUUGUUCAUAAGAUUCGGGAAAGUAUUAAAUAUGUAAGAGGGUCACAAGUAAGAAAACAGAAGUUUUUAGAAUGUGUUAAAUUGUUGUCAAUGGACUCUAAGAGAGGUUUGAGGCAAGAUGUGCCUACUAGAUGGAACUCUACAUAUUUAAUGCUUGAAAGUGCAUUGUACUAUCGACGUGCCUUUUGUCAUUUGGAGCUAACUGAUUCAAAUUAUAAAAGUUGUCCUUCUAGUCAUGAGUGGGAGAAGAUUGAAAAGAUAAGUAGAUUCUUGGGUUUGUUUUAUGAUAUCACUUGCAUAUUUUCGGGCACUAAAUAUCCUACUUCAAAUUUGUACUUUUCCUCGGUUUUCUUUUGUUAUGUUACAUUGAAGGAAAAUAUUGAAAGUGAGGAUGAUUACUUGAGAACCAUGGCUAAUCAAAUGCUUAAAAAAUUUGAGAAGUAUUGGUCAGAAUUUAGUUUGAUAUUAGCCAUUGCAGUGGUUGUGGAUCCUCGAUAUAAGCUUCAAUUGGUAGAUUGGUGUUAUAGAAAAAUUUAUGGAGCAAGUGGUUCUAGUGAGUUUAUACGUGUGAAGAGCAAAUUAUUUUCAAUAUUUAAGGAGUAUGUUCAAAAAAGAUCUUUGACAUCUUCUACACAUUCUUUGGAGAAAGAAAAGAGUAACACAUCUUGUGGUGUUGGAGAAGAUGUCAUUUCUUUUAGAAAGACAGCUAGUUCCAUUUUGAAAGAAUUUAAUAUUUGUGAAAUUGAAGAGUUAGGUGCCAAUACACAAAAAUCACAAUUGGAGCUUUAUUUAGAGGAGCCAAGGAUGGCUACUGAAAUUGAAUUGAAUGUGCUUGAUUAUUGGAAAGCAAAUCAGUUUCGUUAUCCUGAAGUUGCUUCAAUGGCUCGUGAUCUAUUGAGUAUCCCUAUAUCCACCGUUGCUUCUGAAUCUGCUUUUAGCAUUGGUGGACGAGUAUUAGAUCAAUUUCGUAGUUCAUUAAAGCCUAGCACUGUUGAAGCGAUAGUUUGUACAAGAGAUUGGUUAUUUGGGCAAAGAGAAAAAUUUGAAGCACAACUUGAGGAUGUUACUGAAGAUGUUUUGAGCUGUGAUAUCAAUAAAGAAGAAUCUUCAAGUCAAUGCUCUAAUUAUGCUAAUACUCAAGCAUAAGGCUGGAUUGUUGAGCACCAAAAAUCGACAUAUUUGGUUUGGAAUGUGGACAUCGAUAAAUAAAUUUGGAGCAUAAUGAUAGUUAUGUCCUUUUUCCUUUGGUUUUAUAUGUAUUAUGAUAACAAUUUGAUACCAUUUAUUUUAUUUUGUAUUGGUGUUUUACUAUUAUUAGGACAUUAAAUUUUAUGUUGGUGUAUUGAAUUUGUCUUUUUUAGCACAUAUUAAGACUUAUGUAUUGUGAAUUAUAA
Molecule: messenger RNA, 1476 nt
Organism: Ziziphus jujuba (common jujube)
Lineage: Eukaryota; Viridiplantae; Streptophyta; Magnoliopsida; Rosales; Rhamnaceae
Product: zinc finger BED domain-containing protein RICESLEEPER 2-like
Exons: 4
Coding region: 173-1228 (351 amino acids)
Molecular function (GO): protein dimerization activity; DNA binding
Source: RefSeq, a predicted model, not a curated record